Molecule: messenger RNA, 1755 nt
Organism: Aureobasidium subglaciale EXF-2481
Lineage: Eukaryota; Fungi; Ascomycota; Dothideomycetes; Dothideales; Saccotheciaceae
Exons: 6
Coding region: 1-1755 (584 amino acids)
Molecular function (GO): CoA-ligase activity
Source: RefSeq, a predicted model, not a curated record
AUGCCAUUCUACGCUCCCAAUUGGGUGCCAAAACUGCCUUUUGAGAUACCUGACUCAAUCUCGGUAGACAAAUUCAUUUUAGACGAGAACUUUGAUCGUCAUCCUUUGGGAUACUCAAGACCGCCAUUCAUUUGCGGAAUCACCGGCAAAGAGUAUAGCGCAUUGGAAGUCAAAGAACGCGUUGACUUUCUGGCCAGAGGGUUGAGUAAUGAGCUUGGUUUUCAUCCCAACCAGGGAUCUGAAUGGGACAAGGUUAUCGGUCUCUUCAGUAUCAACACAAUCGACACUUUGACUCUCGCUUGGGCAACUCACCGUAUUGGAGGUAUUCAGACACCGGCCAAUGCAGCCUAUACAGUUCAGGAACUAGAGCACCAAUUGCGAGACUCUGGUGCCAAAUGUCUUUUCACCUGUUCACCGUUACUGGACCUCGCGUUGCAAGCGGCAAAGAGUGUCGGGAUUGCAGAGAACCGCAUCUUCUUGCUAGAUGUACCUCAAGCCGUUGCCGGCAAGAAGAGAGACGGAUACAAAACCCUUGACCAAUUGAUUGAUCAGGGUCAGAAGCUGGCGAAAAUAGAGGGCCUCGAAUGGUCUAAAGGCGAGGGCGCUAGACGGACAGCGUUCCUCUGCUACAGUUCAGGAACUUCGGGCCUUCCGAAAGGUGUUAUGAUCAGUCACAAGAAUGUUAUCGCCAAUGUACUCCAGAUGCGAGCCUUCGAGGAUCCAUGGAGGAAAACGCUCAUUGAACCUGGUAACCAAUCUGAUUACACGGAGAAUGUCCUUGGACUGCUGCCACUCAACCACAUCUAUGCUCUGAUCGUCGUCGCCCAUCUCGGUGCAUACCGUGGCGACGGCGUCGUUGUCCUGCCAAAGUUCGAAUUCAAGAGUUUCCUCGAAACGAUACAAACACACAAGAUCAGCAACUUGUACUUGGUACCGCCAAUCAUCAUCACGAUCACCAAGUCGCGAGACGUGGUGAAGCAAUAUGACCUUUCUUCCGUCAAGAGCAUCUUUACUGGUGCAGCCCCGCUAGGAGAGGAGACGGCGCAAGACUUGCAGUCUAUGUUUCCUACCUGGGCAAUCAGACAAGGUUACGGAAUGACUGAAAGUGCAACCGUGGUGUGUUCCACAAUCCCGAGCGAUGUGUAUUUCGGAUCGUCGGGAAGCUUGCUGCCGGGCAUUGAAGCGCGAAUCGUCACUCCCGAAGGUGAGGAAAUAACGGAAUACGAUACACCUGGAGAGUUGAUUGUCAAAGGCCCCGCUGUGACGCUGGGCUAUCUCAACAACCAAAAGGCUACGGAUGAGACAUUCGUGGAUGGUUACCUCAGAACAGGAGAUGAGGCAGUGGUUAGAAAGCAUCCAAAGUCUGGCCAUGAGCACAUCUUCAUCGUGGAUAGACUAAAGGAGCUCAUCAAGGUCAAGGGUUUGCAAGUCGCGCCAGCCGAGCUUGAGGCUCAUCUGUUGACGCACCCAGCUGUGAACGAUUGCGUCGUUAUUGGCGUGCCCUCAGACCGGGAGGGAGAAGUGCCUAAGGCGUUCGUCGUAAAAUCUCCCUCUGUCGGGCUCGAGGAGUCUGACAGAAUGGUUGCCCGAGACAUCGCUCGUCAUGUGGAGCAACACAAAGCGAAGCACAAGUGGCUGAAGGGUGGAAUCGAGUUCAUAGACAUCGUGCCCAAAUCGCCAUCGGGCAAGAUUCUGCGUCGUCUCUUGAGGGACAAAGAGAAGGAGAAGAGAAGGGCUGCAGGAGCGAAGUUGUAA